UCCGAUCUGUUUAACCUCCGAUCAAGAACCAUCUCCUUGAGAUUUCUUCAGUUUGUGUGUAUCAGAUUCCUUUGGAUUCCCCGAUUCUUCGUCGUAUCGAAUCGGGGGAUGGCAUUUCCGUGAAAUCAGUGAUGAAAUUGGAGGUGAGAAGAAGUUAUUUCUAUCUAUGGGCGUAGUAGCUGAGGUUUGGAGGUCGAGCGUGAGGCUAUUAACGAACUCGCCUCAGCUUAACGGUGGCUCUCACAAGAGUGCGUUAUGGAAGUGGCGAUCUUUCUCUGGUCAGCCCAAAAGAACCGUAAUGUGGACAUGGGUUUGUGGUUUCAUGCUUUUCUCUUUAGGAGUCAUCUCUCUCUUCACCGGUCAUGUUGUCUCGCACCUUGAGUGGUAUUCUCAGCAAUUAAGCAAACGAAGCUUACUGGAUAUGAGCCGUCGAGAACCAAUUGAUGUAUGGAAGUCAAAAUACUCGAAGUUCUUCUAUGGAUGCAGUGAGAGAGGAAGGAACUUCCCUCCUGCUGUCCAGGAGCACUCAUCUAAUGGAUAUUUGCUUAUUGCAGCUAGUGGAGGCCUUAACCAACAAAGAACAGGAAUAACUGAUGCAGUGGUUGUUGCACGGAUACUUAAUGCUACUUUAGUUGUACCCGAGUUGGAUCACCAUUCUUAUUGGAAAGAUGACAGUGACUUCAGUGACAUUUUUGAUGUUAACUGGUUCAUAUCUUCUCUCGCCAAAGAUGUGACUAUAGUGAAGAGAGUUCCUGACAGAGUCAUGCGUGCGAUGGAGAAACCUCCUUAUACCACGCGUGUGCCUCGAAAGUCUACUCUUGAGUAUUAUCUUGACCAAGUGUUGCCAAUUCUCUCGAGGAGACAUGUUUUACAAUUGACAAAGUUUGACUACAGACUAGCAAAUGAUCUAGACGAAGACAUGCAAAAGUUGCGCUGCAGGGUCAACUAUCAUGCUUUAAGAUUCACAAAGCGGAUACAAUCAGUUGGGAUGAAAGUGGUCAAGAGGAUGAGAAAGAUGGCCAAACGUUUUAUUGCUGUCCACUUGAGAUUUGAGCCUGACAUGCUAGCCUUUUCUGGUUGUGACUUUGGUGGGGGUGAAAAAGAGAGAGCUGAGCUAGCAGAAAUAAGAAAACGAUGGGACACAUUGCCUGAUCUGGACCCUCUGGAAGAAAGAAAGCGUGGGAAAUGCCCGCUUACACCUCAUGAAGUGGGAUUAAUGCUGCGUGCUCUUGGUUUUACAAACGACACAUAUAUCUAUGUUGCAUCUGGAGAAAUAUAUGGUGGUGAAAAGACACUGAGACCAUUGAGAGAGCUGUUUCCAAACUUUUACACCAAAGAAAUGCUUGCCAACGAUGAGCUCAAGCCUCUGCUUCCCUAUUCUUCACGACUUGCUGCCAUUGACUACAUUGUUAGUGACGAAAGCGACGUGUUUAUCACCAAUAAUAAUGGAAAUAUGGCCAAGAUUCUUGCAGGCCGAAGGAGGUACAUGGGUCACAAGAGGACCAUCAGGCCAAAUGCAAAGAAGCUCAGUGCUUUGUUCAUGGACCGGGAAAAGAUGGAGUGGCAAACUUUCGCCAAAAAAGUGAAAUCUUGUCAGCGCGGAUUCAUGGGUGAUCCAGAUGAGUUCAAACCAGGACGCGGUGAGUUCCAUGAGUACCCGCAAUCUUGCAUAUGUCAGAGACCCUUCUCUUACGACAAAACCUCAACUGACGAUGAAGAAGAAGACAUGUCAGAAGAGAACCACAACAGUACCAGCCCUGGACAUGUACAUUUGUCUUCAGCAGACAAUGAGCACGACGAAGUUUUCCCUGACUAGCAAAUUGGUUCUGCUGCAUCAAUGGAGGUCGCUGGAGAUUUUACUGUAACCAGCUGUUGUAAGGAGAUUGAUCAAUCACAGGUAGAUCGAGGAGAGGAAUAGGAGCUUCCCGCUUAGCUACUUGUUGCUUCAAGUGUUCAUAGAUACUUCUAUCGAAUAGGCAUACAUAACCCAGUUCUCUCUUUGUUUCUUUCUGAUUUUGAAACACCACCAAAACUCUCUCUUGUCUUGUACUUGUCUUAUAUUAUUACCUCAUAUCUAGUUUUUGGU
Molecule: messenger RNA, 2086 nt
Organism: Arabidopsis arenosa
Lineage: Eukaryota; Viridiplantae; Streptophyta; Magnoliopsida; Brassicales; Brassicaceae
Source: the annotation of a GenBank genome assembly